UUUUUAAAAAAACACAUUGCAUUAGCAACAAUCAAAAGUGCAGUGUGAUAGUUAGUUGCAAAUUACUUAGCUGGAAAGCAAGAUGAGCAAUUACAUGCGGCUAGCGUUUAUUUCUGUUCUAUUUGCUCUCAAUAUUGACUCCUUGCGAGCCAAUUGCAAUGUCUGCUCAGCUGUGACUCAAAUGGCAUGCGUUUCGGAGACUGAAUUUCAAGUUUGUGUAAACAAUGUCCCUACAGGAGCGGUGAAUAGCUGCCCAUCAGGCUUCAUUUGCUCUACAGCAACAGCUGUCACAUGUCAAGCCAGCGAUGCAGGAUUUGAGCCCACUUGCAAUGAGUGCAACAAGUGCAAUGCUGAUAUGACAUUUGCUUGUACCGAAACCAACACCUAUGCCCUGUGCUUGGGUACGAAUACUCCAUCUCCCAUUGCUACAGGCAGUUGUGGCGAUGGUUUGGUUUGCAACUUUAAUUUGCCCGAAAUUUGUGCUGAUCCUGCUGAUGGUACUGCCGCCACAUGUCCUACGGCUAAUGCAGAGACUACAACCACCACCACAACUACCACUGUUGCCCCAACCUUGGAUCCCCCUUCAUUUGCCCAGAAUCUGUGCGAAACAGUGAAAAUAAAUGCAAGAAUGUCCUUGCCAGCGGAUAUGAAUAUGGAUUGCAAAAAUUACGUUUACUGUUUCCUGACAGCCAAUGGCACGUGGUCUGGCCAGAUAUAUACAUGUGCAGGUAGUACUUACUUCGAUGAUCAAACCAAAUACUGCAUGGUUAAUAAACCCCCAGGAUGUUAAACUAAGACAAUUUGUUGCAAAUGUAUGCCAUAUUCCAUAUUCCAUGGAAAUUGUCAAAUUGUU
Messenger RNA from Stomoxys calcitrans (stable fly), 853 nucleotides. RefSeq lists its product as uncharacterized. Gene Ontology annotation, cellular component: extracellular region. The record is from RefSeq and is a predicted model, not a curated record. NCBI's taxonomy places the organism in Eukaryota, Metazoa, Arthropoda, Insecta, Diptera, Muscidae. The transcript has 4 exons. Bases 83 to 790 code for a protein of 235 amino acids. Gene Ontology annotation, molecular function: chitin binding.